CCCAGCCGCGCGCACCGAGCCGGCCGCGAGAUGGAGGGCGACGCGCUGCCGCGGGGGAGCGAGCGCGUGUCGGGUCCCGGCCCCGGCGGCGGGACGGUCCGCGAGCUGUGCCGGGGCUUCGGCCGCUACCGCCGCUACCUGGGCCGCCUGCGACAGAACCUGCGCGAGACCCAGAAGUUCUUCCGCGACAUCAAGUGCUCGCACGGCCACACUGGUCCCUCCUCCCCCACGGGCGGCGGCGGCGGCGGCGGCGGCGGCGGCGGCGGGGACGGGGACGGGGACGGGCGCGGCCCUGCCGGCGACGUCGCCGAGACCGGGCUGCAGGCGGGCCAGCUGAGCUGCAUUGCCUUCCCACCUAAGGAAGAGAAGUACCUCCAGCAGAUUGUGGACUGCCUUCCCUGCAUCUUGAUCCUCGGCCAGGAUUGUAAUGUCAAGUGCCAGCUGUUGAACCUGCUGUUGGGGGUGCAGGUGCUUCCCACCACCAGGCUGGGCAGUGAGGAGAACUGUAAGCUUCGACGCCUCCGCUUCACCUAUGGGACUCAGACUCGGGUCAGCCUGGCACUCCCCGGCCAGUAUGAACUAGUUCACACGUUAGUUGCUCACCAGGGCAACUGGGACACCAUCCCUGAGGAGGAUUUGGAGGUCCAAGAGGACAGUGAGGACGCUGCCCAUGUUUUAGCUGAACUGGAGGUGACGAUGCACCACGCUCUCUUACAGGAUGUGGACAUUGUGGUAGCACCGUGCCAAGGCCUCCGGCCUGCAGUGGAUGUUCUGGGUGACUUGGUGAACGAUUUCUUGCCUGUGAUAACCUAUGCACUCCACAAAGACGAACUGUCUGAGAGAGAUGAGCAAGAACUUCAGGAAAUCCGAAAGUAUUUCUCCUUUCCCAUAUUCUUUUUCAAAGUGCCGAAGCUGGGCUCGGAGAUCAUUGCCUCAUCUACCAGAAGAACAGAGAAUGAAAGAUCACCCCUCCAUCACCAGCUGAUGGACCUGGGCUAUCUGAGCAGCAGUCACUGCAACUGUGGGGUCCCUGGCCAAGACACUAAAGCUCAGAGCAUGUUGGUGGAGCAGAGUGAGAAACUGAGACACUUGAGCACAUUUUCUCACCAGGUGCUACAGACUCACCUGGUGGACGCAGCCAAGGCCCUGAACCGGGUGCACUGCCACUGCCUCGACAUCUUUAUUAACCAGGCCUUUGACAUGCAGCGGGACCUGCAGAUCACUCCCAAACGUCUGGAGUAUACUCGAAAAAAGGAAAAUGAAUUGUAUGAAUCAUUGAUGAAUAUUGCCAACCGAAAGCAGGAGGAAAUGAAGGACAUGAUUGUUGAGACACUUAAUACCAUGAAGGAGGAACUUCUGGAUGAUGCUGCCAACAUGGAAUUUAAAGAUGUCAUCGUCCCUGAGAACGGAGAGGCCGUGGGCACCAGAGAACUCAAGUGCUGCAUCCGGCAGAUCCAGGAGCUCAUCAUCUCUCGGCUCAAUCAGGCUGUGGCCAACAAGCUGAUCAGCUCGGUGGAUUACCUGCGCGAGAGCUUCGUGGGCACCCUGGAACGCUGUCUGCAGAGCCUGGAGAAGUCCCAGGAUGUCUCCAUUCACAUCACCAGUAAUUAUCUCAAACAGAUCUUAAAUGCCGCCUAUCACGUUGAAGUUACAUUUCACUCAGGGUCCUCGGUUACAAGGAUGCUGUGGGAGCAAAUCAAACAGAUCAUCCAGCGCAUCACGUGGGUAAGCCCACCUGCCAUCACGCUGGAGUGGAAGAGGAAGGUAGCCCAGGAAGCCAUCGAGAGCCUCAGUGCCUCCAAGUUAGCCAAGAGCAUCUGCAGCCAGUUCCGAACUCGGCUCAACAGUUCUCACGAGGCUUUUGCAGCCUCCUUGAGGCAGCUAGAAGCUGGCCACUCAGGUCGGUUGGAGAAAACAGAAGAUCUGUGGUUGAAGGUUCGGAAAGAUCACGCCCCACGCCUGGCUCGCCUUUCUCUGGAAAGCCGUUCUUUACAGGAUGUCUUGCUACAUCGUAAACCGAAACUAGGGCAGGAGCUGGGCCGCGGCCAGUACGGUGUGGUAUACCUGUGUGACAACUGGGGAGGACACUUCCCUUGUGCCCUCAAGUCAGUCGUCCCCCCAGAUGAGAAGCACUGGAAUGACCUGGCUUUGGAGUUUCACUACAUGAGGUCUCUGCCGAAGCACGAGCGCUUGGUGGAUCUGCACGGCUCGGUCAUAGACUACAACUAUGGCGGCGGCUCAAGCAUCGCCGUGCUGCUCAUCAUGGAGCGGCUACACCGGGACCUCUACACGGGGCUGAAGGCUGGGCUGACGCUGGAGACCCGUCUGCAGAUAGCUCUAGAUGUGGUGGAGGGGAUCCGCUUCCUGCACAGCCAGGGACUUGUCCACCGUGAUAUCAAGCUAAAAAAUGUCCUGCUGGACAAGCAGAACCGUGCCAAGAUCACCGACUUGGGAUUCUGCAAGCCAGAGGCCAUGAUGUCAGGCAGCAUUGUGGGGACGCCAAUCCAUAUGGCCCCUGAACUUUUCACAGGAAAGUACGAUAAUUCGGUCGAUGUCUAUGCCUUCGGCAUUCUCUUCUGGUAUAUCUGCUCAGGCUCUGUCAAGCUCCCUGAAGCGUUUGAGAGGUGUGCCAGCAAAGACCAUCUCUGGAACAACGUGCGGAGAGGGGCCCGGCCAGAACGUCUUCCUGUGUUUGACGAAGAAUGCUGGCAGUUGAUGGAAGCCUGCUGGGACGGUGACCCGUCUCAGAGACCUCUCUUGGGCAUCGUCCAGCCCAUGCUCCAGGGCAUCAUGGAGCGGCUAUGCAAGUCAAAUUCUGAGCGACCAAACAGAGGACUAGAUGAUUCUACUUGAAAGCAGAGACCUUUCUCUUUUACUAUUUCUUUCCUUCCCCUCACCUUUUGGUCAUGGGAAGAAUUUGACAUUUAUUCAGAGAGCUCCUGAGGGAACUGAUGCUUGUUGAGCAGCUUGAGACCUUUCCAGGCAGAGUUGCCUCCCGGAUAGUGAAGAGUUGGCUGGCUGUUGGGGCACAUUCAGCAGCUCACUGAUGUCCCAAGCCAUCUCGUUAGUAAAAGAUUGUCUAGGAUGUGUAAAUGCUGAAGAAUGCAAUGUUCCAGGCUCAGAACUGAAAAGGAGGCAAAUGUACCAUUGUCUGUUCACUGUGUGUUGCUAAGACAGGUGGGGCACUGCGGUGGCAAUAGUAUUAAAAACUAUAAUUUUCAUAAUUUUGUCUCUAGCUAGAAGCAGUUUGGUUCUAUCCAGUCAUCAGGACCCUUAGAAAAUUUGAACUUUGUUCUGGGAUUGUGAGAACAUAGGAGCAAAAAAAAUAACUUCCUGCUACCUGCAACCAGAGAUCUCAGGUUGUAACAGCAGAGGCCCCAGUGAGGGAGCUAGAAACAGAGCUGUCAGUUCCUUACGGUGCCAGCGUGUUUACAUUUAUAGGACUGAAUAUCCCUGACUUCUGGGGAAGGGUUUCAUGGUUACAUCACCAAGAGGCCACAAAAAGAAAAAAAUGUGUGUACGUACACGUAUGUGUGUAUAUAUAUAUAUAUAUAUAUAUAUAUAUAUACAUAUGCGAUUGGAUUCUGAGUUACUGCUAACUCCAAGAUAGAAUCUCUUCUUCCCUUUGUCUUGAUUUUUUAUUUUCUCCUUUUUAGUCUCAAGAUGGGAAAACUCCAGUUAACAUGGUAUCUGGGGAUGAGUGUCUGAGUAAAACUGAUGGGUGUGGAGUAUCUGGUGAGGUCUGAGAAGUGGGCAGUGAUCUGGAAGCAUGGGCUUCCAUGCAACCUAUGAGAAAGAUACCAGGCUGUUUCUAAACUUAGAAGAAUCAAAAAUCCCUGUUUUUGUGUUUGAAUCUAACACACUGAUGUUUUUAAACUCUGUCGAUGAGCUUUUUAACCAAAAUUUCUUUUGCAACUUGUCCCUUCUUUUUACUUCGAAUGUAGCGUAAGAAGAAAAGCACCAGAUGAAAGAGAAGAGAUGCUUUUCAUAGCUCUGUGUGUGUGUGUGCCUCUCACCUCUGUGUGUUAGCAUCUGGGAUGGUUCUCCCUUGCAGUUGGGAGGUGCGGGGCUGGGCUUUUAGAGAGUUUGUCAGGAAGGGUGUAUAAUAAGGGAAAUUCUGAAGGGGAAUGAUUUAAAGAUCAGUGCAUCUCAGAUGUUGACUUAAAGCCUCACUCAACCAAAAUGGUCCAUUAGAUUUAGAUACCAGGUGGGUGAAGGAGUAGACAGUGGAGGUGAACAGCCUCCAUCCGUCUGCCUAACUCCAAGCACUGUGGUCCCUGCCCUGUGCGUGGCCCCAAUUCUGUGAAGCAGGUCCCUGAGUAGGUGUGUAAGAAAAAGGGCGGAUUUGCUGCUGGAAUUUUGUAGCCUUGUUUCUGAGAGAGUGACCAUCUCUUAAACAUUAACAGAGUAUAAAUGGCGUCUACAAGAAAUUUCUCAUGUAACUUUUAAAGUUGAGUUUUAACCCUUUGGAUGCACUGGGCUCUGAUUAUGAUACUUUUGAGCAUAGUAAGCCUCCAAGCACUUGGAGCCCUUCAGAAACUUCAUAUAGUGCUUUUCACUUGCGAACAAUAAAAGUGACUGAACCAGUGUCUUUGGGUUCUAUGGGUUCCAGGCUUGUUUUGGUAGAAUGUCCAGUGAAUCUCUUAAAAUUGUUAAUACCCAUUUAUAGAUUUACUUUUUCAAGUCACUCUGUUCUUGUCUGCAUUAACUCGUUUGCCCUCCAGAGAACUAUGAUGGAGCUUCCAAGGAAGCCAGAUUUUCAAGUUUAAAAAGAAGAGGUGAGUAGUGUCUACUGGCCAGAAAAUCAGCCUAAGUGUCUGUUCUGUAUGAAAUUUCAAGAAAGGUCUUCUGUAAUUCCCUUUUCCAGAGAGUCUUCCUUGACUCCAGCUGGAACCAGGAGCCUGGCUUCCGGCGUGGAAGCCACAUUCCUAACAUUCUUCCAGAGCCUUAGCAGCGACCCCUAUUCAGACAGGGGCGGGGCGGGUAGGUUUUCCUGUACCUAGCGUUCUCUUUCCCUGCAGCUCAGUCUGCUCCUCAGACACCAGUUUCCUAGCAGAUUCCGUUUGUUUGCCUGACUGAGGAGGGCCUAGAUGCUAAGUCAGACAGUAGCUGUGUUAACAAUUCAUUACAAAAAAAGGUAUUUUGAGAAAAGGUGCAAGAUACUCCUGAAGCUCGCCAGGCCAGCCAAAGUCCAUGUAGAGAUAUUUGGAAAUGUUAUUUGAACACUCAGCGGGCUGAGUGCAGGAAUACAUAUAUCUGACAUGCACAUACUUUGCUUUUGUUUGAUAACGUUGUCAGCUAAUUUUGGAUUCUUUGUUCCUUGGCACCCAUUAUUAUUAAAGUGAUGGAAUGCCAUGAAAUGUACUGUACUGUAUAUUACUUGGGAAGACACUAGGUAUUCAAAGAAGUCUGGGGGCACUUGCGCUGUAGUAGGCUCAACAAGACCAAAGUCCUAAAGACUUUACCUCCUAGCUUUGGUUGUACGUGCUCCCAAGUGGUGAGGUGAGAUUGUGGCUGGGGGAGGAGGAAGGACGGAGUGGAUGACCCUACUGCGUUCUGUCCUUCUAAUCAACUUCAUUAGGGCAGUUUAUCCCAGCCUGAAAAUGAUCGCCUGGCCGUUUUUAACAUGCCUGAAGUCCAGUCACUUGUGUGACUUCAGAACUGAGUGAGGGACCUUCUUGCAGAGCAAUCAAGAAAUGGAGCCUGGGGCCCCAGAGGGGCUGACCCUGUGCCCAGGAAGCCGGCAGCCUGGCGUGAGUCAAGGGGUGCUCGUUUGGGUGAGGCUUCCACAGGCAUACCCUACUUCCUUGAUCCUCUGAAGAGAGCGGCUCACGGAGCAAGUCUUCCACUUCUCUAGGAAGGACGGCUGUGCUGGUUCUUCCAGACCAAAGAGAAUCACUUGUGACUCCCAUCAGUUUCAAGGGGACAGAGCCUAGGCAGCAGCUUCUCCUCAUUUUUAACACUAAAACUCAAGGAAAUGGUGAAGGAAAGGAUAUAUUGCUACCACAGAUGGAAACGGGGAAUGGUAGGACUCCCCACUAGCACCUGUCAGCUCUCCUGUGCAUUUUGAAGCAUCUUUGCUGAGCUGCCAAAGAGGGGUUGGAAGUUUUUUCCUGAUGAGAGAAGGGGUUUGAGGAUGGCAGGGCCCCAAAAUAAUAACUGCACUGAAUGACACUUUAUUUUUUUUUUUUUAAUUUUUGGCUUAUUAUUUAGCACUGAGAAGCCAAGAGGGAUUGGUGAUUACAGUAGCCCUGGGGGCUCAGAGGCUCCCUCUGGCCUUGCUUUGGAGAGAAGGCACAUGGUUGGUAUUCCAUCUGGCUAAUCAGGGAAACUCCAAAGUCCAAACUGCCUCAGAGCGGGAUAAAUGGUCCUUCGCCAAAAGAGUAGUCACUUUCUUUGAGUUUUCAAAGUUUGAUUUUUGGAUUUGCUGGAUCAAAUGACCCACUUUUUCUUCAAAAGAAAAAAAAGGUGGAUUUUUCCUUCUAAAUAAUGAGGGCAGUAGUUAGGGCUAGUGCCGGGUUAAAGUGGGUAAGGAGGGAGUAACCUUCGGAAACUUGUAUUGCAAACUCCUUUGGGUGUUGCACGUCGCACUACUGUUCUUAAAAGGGUUUUAUUUUUGACUUCAUCUGCUCUGUUAACAGCCAGGCCAGCCGAGAUGUGCACAGAGACUAUGCAAACACUCGGCAUUGGGGGAGGCCACCUGACUCAGAGGGUUGAAGAGAAAAUUGGUCUGGACAGCUUGUUGUCUUUUAUCUUAAUGUAAUAUUUUUGUUUGUUUUAAAGGACUAAUGUCGAUUACAGUGUUAAUAAAGGUGUAACAUACUAAGUGUGUAGAAUAAAAGUGCAAUGACAAGAGGAAGUCACCUUGGCACGAACCUCAGUCUUUCGCUUUCCCUCCUGUACUCUUUCCAUAAUAUGGCAACCAGGACCGUGUUGUGUUUUCAAGAGACAUGACUAUGGGUUCAGCCCUCAUCUAGUGUCCUUUUGAAUGGUUGGCUUUGGUUUUAUAGAAUAUUCUGUAUCCUUGUGGGGAUGCACACAUACCACAUGUGCCGUAGAAUAAAGGUCACAUUAACAUUUGAA
Messenger RNA from Nyctereutes procyonoides (raccoon dog), 7083 nucleotides. RefSeq names its product dual serine/threonine and tyrosine protein kinase (gene DSTYK). Gene Ontology annotation, molecular function: ATP binding; protein kinase activity. The record is from RefSeq and is a predicted model, not a curated record. NCBI's taxonomy places the organism in Eukaryota, Metazoa, Chordata, Mammalia, Carnivora, Canidae. Bases 31 to 2853 code for a protein of 940 amino acids. The transcript is spliced from 13 exons. Gene Ontology annotation, biological process: protein phosphorylation.